Achroia grisella is the source of this 2355-nucleotide messenger RNA. Its product is annotated as probable peroxisomal acyl-coenzyme A oxidase 1. The record is from RefSeq and is a predicted model, not a curated record. The transcript has 14 exons. NCBI's taxonomy places the organism in Eukaryota, Metazoa, Arthropoda, Insecta, Lepidoptera, Pyralidae. Gene Ontology annotation, cellular component: peroxisome. Gene Ontology annotation, biological process: fatty acid beta-oxidation using acyl-CoA oxidase; lipid homeostasis. The coding region runs from base 283 to 2286 and encodes 667 amino acids. Gene Ontology annotation, molecular function: FAD binding; acyl-CoA oxidase activity; fatty acid binding.
UCAGUCCACUGGCAUCGUUUGUAUUGAGCACAUGUGUCAAUAAGUGAAUACCGUAUUAUACAAUAUGUUCUAACUAGUGUUGUGCGAUGUAUACAUAAAUUUAUAUAACAUUUCUACUACUAUUUCGAUCAGUCAUCAGUUGAUUAACGCAAGGUGAUUUCAAUUAGGACCUGUUCUAUACAGUUUAGUAAUGUACCUACUUGACAAUAGAUGACACUGGUAUCGUUGGAGCGGUGCAAACGUGUGUUAAGUAACAAGAAUACAUAAAUAGAGAAAUACAAAAUGAGCAAAGAAGUCAAUCCCGAUCUGGUGAAGGAGAGGAAAGCCUGCACCUUCAACGUGACCGAAUUGGUACACAUCAUCGAUGGAGGAGAACAAGCCACCAAGGAGAGGAAGGAAGUUGAGGAAAUGGUGCUGCAAAUCAAAGACAUAAGGGACAAAGUACCAGAGGAGUAUUUAAGUCACAAGGAGAGAUACGAGAAUGCUGUAAGGAAGACCGUCCUGAUGGUCGAGGUUUUGAAAGAGCAUGCGCUCAGACACUCGUCAUUCGAUGCCUACAAACCAUCGAAUAUGUACCGAAUUCAAAGCGGUAUCGUUAAAGAUAUAUCUCCGUUUAUGUUGCACAUGGGCAUGUUUGUGCCAACAAUAUUCGGCCAGGCCUCCCCCGAACAAAUGUCGGAGUGGUUACCGAAGGCGCUGUCAUUGCAGAUCGUGGGAACGUACGCACAGACGGAGCUUGGUCACGGAACUUUCCUCAGAGGUCUUGAGACAACUGCCACCUAUGAUCCCAAAACUGAGGAGUUCAUCAUUAACAGCCCAACAAUCACGUCUUACAAAUGGUGGCCUGGUGGCUUGGCUCAAACUGCAAACCACUGCAUCGUCGUCGCCCAACUCUACAGCAAGGGCCAGUGCUACGGUGUCCACCCCUUCUUCGUGCAGAUCAGAGACUUGGAAACCCACGUACCACUGCCCGGUGUCAAAGUAGGAGAAAUUGGGCCCAAAUUAGGUUUCCAAACUGCCAACAAUGGAUUCCUGGGAUUCCAAAACUUCAGAAUACCUAGGAAUUGCAUGUUGAUGAAAAAUUCACAGGUUUUGAAGGACGGAACAUACGUGAAGUCUAAGAGCGACAAGUUGACAUAUGGAACCAUGGUGCUCAUCCGAGUGAUGAUUGUCGCUGACGCCGCUUACGAGAUUGGCAGGGCUGCCACCAUUGCCGUCCGGUACUCUGCCGUCAGGCAUCAGUCCAAGCCGAAACCCGAUCAACCUGAACCACAGAUCAUAGACUACGUGACGCAACAGCACAAGCUGUUCAUCGCUAUCGCAACCAGUCAUGCCUUCAGGAUAACUGGUACCUGGCUGUGGGACACCUACUCUAAAGUUGUCGCCGAUUUGGGACAAGGAAAAUUGGAUCAGCUGCCAGAGCUCCACGCUAUUGCGUGCUGCUUGAAGGCCGUCUGCAGUCGCGACGCUAGCGCCUGUGUGGAGCAGUGCCGGCUGGCUUGCGGUGGACAUGGUUUCAUGUUGUCCUCUAACCUUCCCAUCAUCUACGGUCUCGUCACCGCCACGGUCACCUACGAGGGUGAAUACACCGUCAUGAUGUUGCAGACCGCUAGAUACUUAGUCAAGGCAUGGAAGCAAGCGGUGGACGGCACAGCUUUGACACCAACAGUGGCCUAUUUGCUCAACUACCUCAACAACAGCGGCCGUAAAUGGGACAACACACCUGAGGGAAUUAUUGCUGGCUUCCAAGCUGUGGCUGCUGGAAAAAUCAAGGAAGCUUACGAGGCUAUUCAGAGACACCAGAAGGAAGGCCAUGAUUACGAAGACUCCUGGAAUCUGGCUUCCGUGCAGCUCGUCAACGCCAGUGAUGCUCACUGCCGUGCCAUCCUGUGCGAGGUAUUCUUUACUGAAGUGCAGAAGUUAUCGUCAACAAUUUCCGCGCCUCUGGCAUUAGUGCUGCAACAGCUUGCCGAGCUGUACCUUACAUACUGGACCCUGGAGAAGGGAGGAGACCUCUUGGUGCAUUCUUCGAUAACGAAGAACGACUUGGUCUGGCAACGACAGAGAUACGAGCAGCUGCUGGCAGUCAUCAGACCGAAUGCUGUCGGUCUUGUUGACUCAUUCGACGUCAGGGAUGAGAUCCUGAACUCCACGUUGGGCGCGUACGACGGCCGCGUCUACGAGCGUCUGUUUGAGGAAGCCAUGAAGAGUCCUCUGAACCAGGAGCCGGUGAACAGCUCCUUCCACAAGUACAUCAAGCCGUUCAUUGAGAAGUCUAAGCUGUAAAUUAAUAACUUAAUUGUAUAUACGAGGUAGAUGUAUAUGGGAUAUGAUUCUUUUAUAAAUACUUAUUUA